AUGCCGAGAAAGUUGGACAAUGUUUCUCGCAUGGUGCGAGGUCACAUUGGUAUGUCGAUGAACAGGUUUAAUUUGUUUAACCUUCAGAGAAAAGUACCCUUGAACUAUGCUGGGAAAACUCUCUAUCAACAAAAAUGGGCAGCUAAAUCAGAAACCAGAGCAUAUCACGGAGAACACUUGAAAGAAAAGAGAUUUAAAAAAGUAAUUUUUGAGCCCGAGUUGAAGACGUAUUCACAGCUUGAUGCAUCGCUAAAGUCACAAGAAGUUGCUCCAACGCCCAUUACCUUGCAAACGUAUGCCACGUUGGAGAAGAGAUUAGAGUUUGCUUUAUUCAGAAGUAUGUUUGCAUCCUCAGUAAGGCAAGCAAGACAAUUUAUCAUGGGGGGAUAUGUCAAGGUUAAUGGAGUGGUGAUCAAGCACCCCUCUUUCCCAUUGAGAAGUGGUGACGUUUUUUCGGUUGAUCCAGAGAGGGUUCUAUAUGCCUUGGGUAGGGCAAAACCAAGUUUGGGCAAAGCAAUAGAUAUUGAUAAUAAACAAAUAAGGUACUGGAAUCAUUAUGUCAAACUCGCUCGCAAAAACCCACAAAAAGUGUGGGAAAUGCAACAAAACAAGCCUGCUUCUUUGAAUUCCGUUGCAAACAUCGAGGCAAAAAUAAGAUUGAAGGAAAAACAGGAUAGCGGGGAAAGCUUGAUGAAAAGACAACAGCAAAAAGUCAACAAAAAGUCUAUUUUGGGUGACAUCGUUAAAUUGGGUAAUGCGGCAGGAGCACAUCUUACGGCAGAUAGUUUUGAAAAAUAUGGAGAUAAGCUCGCGAAAAGCAAAUGUUUGCAGGUGUAUGAGUCCUUACUUCUACAAAAAUCAGGUCUUUUAGGUGAUUAUUCUCCAAAAGCAUUGGACGUUUAUUUCUCAAAAGAAACAGAGAGAACGCCCGAGGAAAAGUCUUUAUUGAGACAUGUAAACAAUUUGUUAAGAGAAUUAGAAAAGAGUGAAUGGGAGAGAAUACGUUUGGAGUUUGAAAAUUUGGGUGCAGGAGCUGCCUUCUAUGACCCCUCUUAUGCAGAGAAACUUAUCCCCAUAACUUCUUUGAACAAAGAAGAGCUUUUGGAAGACGAGACAAAAGCGAAAGUUACAUUACCAUGGCAAAAACAUCUUUUUGGUCGUAAGGAUGCAUCAAAACCUUACUUUACCCCAUGGACACCAAGACCAUUCCUUGGUGCAUUUGCAAUCUUACCUUCGCACAUUGAAAUCUCGUUUGACACUUGUCAUGCUGUUUAUUUGAGGGACCCAGUUGCAAGACCAGGCCAUUCCGAAGUCAUUUCGCCAUUCCCUGAACACGUUCAUGAGAGAGCUUACAUGUAUUAUAUCAAGAAGGGUAUGUCCUAG
This is a messenger RNA of Lodderomyces parapsilosis, 1383 nucleotides long. Its product is annotated as mitochondrial 37S ribosomal protein uS4m. The transcript has a single exon. The coding region runs from base 1 to 1383 and encodes 460 amino acids. Gene Ontology annotation, biological process: positive regulation of translational fidelity. Gene Ontology annotation, molecular function: rRNA binding; structural constituent of ribosome. Lineage: Eukaryota; Fungi; Ascomycota; Pichiomycetes; Serinales; Debaryomycetaceae. The record is from RefSeq and is a predicted model, not a curated record. Gene Ontology annotation, cellular component: mitochondrial small ribosomal subunit.